This is a messenger RNA of Scophthalmus maximus (turbot), 3825 nucleotides long. RefSeq names its product acetoacetyl-CoA synthetase (gene aacs). Gene Ontology annotation, cellular component: cytosol. Gene Ontology annotation, biological process: positive regulation of insulin secretion; lipid metabolic process. The record is from RefSeq and is a predicted model, not a curated record. Gene Ontology annotation, molecular function: acetoacetate-CoA ligase activity. The coding region runs from base 209 to 2239 and encodes 676 amino acids. The transcript is spliced from 18 exons. NCBI's taxonomy places the organism in Eukaryota, Metazoa, Chordata, Actinopteri, Pleuronectiformes, Scophthalmidae.
CGUCCUUUGACAGUGGAGCCUUCUAGCUGCUGCUGCGCGCUGUGAUUCCCGAGCCUCUCUCUCUCUCUCUCUCACACACACACACACACACACACACUGGAAGCAGGACGCCGGCCCGUGAGCUAAUUCAACACCAGCCCCUUUCUACUGCCGGGCGACACGCGACGUUCAGGGGCCGGACGAAGGAGGGACGUAGGAAAAAACGAAGAUGUCCAAAGACACGGAAGGCAAGAGCGAGAAGAUCAUGGACAUGGAGAGCAAGGUGCUGUGGUACCCGGACUCCAAGAGGAACACGCAGAUGGACAAGUUUAGGAUACAGGUCAACGGGAACUACGGGCUUAAUCUGGUUAACUACAACGACCUGUACCAGUGGUCGGUGGACAGCUACGCGGAGUUCUGGGCGGAGGUGUGGCGCACCUGUGGAGUCGUCAGCUCCAAACCGUACGAGGAGGUGGUGGACGUAACCAAGCAGAUCUCAGAUGUUCCAGAGUGGUUCAAAGGGGCUCGGCUCAACUACGCCGAGAACCUGCUCAAACACGCAGACCAGGACAAAGUGGCUCUGUAUGCGGCAAGGGAAGGGGGCGAGGAGAUUGUGAAGGUGACGUUCGGGGAGCUCAGGCGCGACGUGGCGUUGUUUGCGGCAGCCAUGAGGAAGAUGGGAGUCCAGACUGGAGACAGGGUUGUAGGCUACCUGCCCAAUGGUAUCCAUGCAGUGGAGGCCAUGUUAGCAGCAGCCAGCAUCGGAGCCAUUUGGAGCUCCACGUCUGUUGACUUUGGAGUCAAUGGUGUCCUUGACAGGUUUUCUCAAAUCCAGCCCAAACUCAUCUUCUCUGUUGCCGCCGUGGUUUACAACGGAAAGACGCAUGACCACAUGGAAAAGCUGAACAGUGUUGUCAAAGGUCUGCCGGACCUGGAGAAAGUGGUUGUGAUUCCCUACGCUCGCUCCAAACACGAGACCGACCUCUCCAAGAUCCCCAACAGUGUAUUUUUAGACGACUUCUUGGCAUCCGGCCGCGGCGACGCCGACCAGUUUCCUCAGCUGGAGUUCGAGCAGCUUCCAUUCAGUCAUCCUCUGUUCAUCAUGUACUCCUCUGGAACCACAGGAGCCCCUAAAUGUAUGGUCCACUCUGCUGGGGGCACGCUCAUCCAGCACUUGAAGGAACACAUUCUCCAUGGCAACAUGACCAGCAGUGAUGUCAUCAUUUACUACACCACGACCGGCUGGAUGAUGUGGAACUGGCUGGUGUCGGCUCUGGCGGUGGGAGCCUCAGUGGUUUUAUAUGACGGUUCACCUUUAAUGCCCACACCUGAUGUACUGUGGAACCUGACAGACCAGCUGGGCAUCACUAUCUUCGGCACCGGGGCCAAGUGGCUGUCGGUGCUGCAGGAGAAGAACCUGAAACCCGCGGAAACACACAACCUCCAGUCCCUCCACACCAUCCUGUCUACUGGCUCUCCUCUCAAACCUCAGAGCUACGACUACGUCUACCGCUGCAUCAAGAGCAACGUGCUGCUGGGCUCCAUCUCAGGCGGCACCGACAUCGUGUCGUGCUUCAUGGGCCAGAACCCGACGGUGCCGGUGUACCGGGGCGAGAUCCAGACGAGGAACCUGGGCAUGGCCGUGGAAGCCUGGGGCUUUGACCGUAAGCCCCUAUGGGGAGACAGUGGGGAGCUUGUCUGCUUGAAGCCGAUCCCCUGUCAGCCAACACACUUCUGGAACGACGAGAAUGGGAGCAAAUACCACAAAGCGUACUUUUCCACAUACCCUGGUGUAUGGGCUCAUGGAGACUACUGUAAAAUCAACCCAAAGACAGGAGGCGUCGUCAUGCUGGGCAGAAGUGACGGUACGCUGAAUCCCAACGGGGUCCGGUUCGGCAGCUCGGAGAUCUACAACAUUGUGGAAGCUUUCGAGGAAGUGUCGGACAGCCUUUGCGUCCCUCAGUACAGCUCGGACGGAGAGGAGCGAGUCAUUUUGUUCUUAAAGAUGGCGCCCGGUAGGCCCUACUGUCCGGAGCUGGCGGCGAAGAUCAAAGGGGCCAUUAGAAAAGCUCUGUCGGCCCGACACGUCCCCGCGCUGCUGCUGGAGACCAAAGACAUUCCCUACACCAUCAGUGGUAAGAAGGUGGAGGUGGCCGUGAAGCAGGUGCUCGCCGGCCGGGAGGUGGCGCAGAGAGGAGCCUUCUCCAAUCCGGAUUCGCUGGACCUUUACAAGAACAUCCCCCAACUGCAAAACUAUUAAGAGAGAGAGGUGGAGAGAGAGAGAGAGAGAGAGAGAGAGAGAGAGAGAGAGAGAGAGAGAGAGAGAGAGACAGAGACACCGACGACGAAGAACCACCCGACCAGAAUCCAGCGUAGUUUUUCAAUGAUCUUCAUCCGAAACGUACAGGUACAGGGAGAAAAUGUUUGUCAAAAUUGCCAGAAUAAGAAUAAUUUCUUCAUCAGCAUUACAAAUCUAUGUUCUCAGCCAGACGAGAGACUUUAAAGAACGCGAGGUCCACCGCUCCAUCGGCUCGCUCGCGAUCUAGCUCCAUAGUCUGUUGUGGUAGGUAAACGUUGAAGUGGAUUCGAAACGUUGUGCUUCGCAGCCGCCCGACAAUGGAGUAGUGAGAUUUAGCGUUGCGUCGUGAUCGGCCAGUGAAGAGCCGCCGGGCUUGUCCGUGCGUCACCUGCUUCGACCCCGGUGUCGGUUCUUCGCGCCGGGUCGCAGACGUCUCCCUCCGGUACGCAGGCAAACACACAUUAACGCCUGGGAUCACCAUGUCGUCGUUAUGUGGCGUGUGUGUGUGUGUGUGUGUGUGUGUGUGUGUGUGUGUGUGUGUGUGUGUGUGUGUGUGUGUGUGUUUCUUUAUUGAAUGUAUAUAUAAAUAUGAAUAUUUUCUUUUUGGGACUGUGAAACAUUAGGAUAAUUGCAUUCAAAGUUAGUGACCUAAAACUGUUUAACCAAAAGUUCUUCGCCAGCUUGACUCUAACACGUGACGAGAUGUAGUUUGAUGUAAAAACGAUCCCUGAGGAUUCCAGACUAAACAAAAGGUACUGAACAUGUGUCCCGACUGCUAAUGUAAAAAAAAAAUGAGAAAAAAAACCUAUCGACCUCUUUGUGUAUCACUCACUCAAUCCUAACCCGUCAUCUGACUGUGCGAUGUUGAGUCCAUUUCAUUCCGCCCAAGACGUCGAGGCAUGAAGGCCUCAUUUAUGAAAAAAUAUAUUUUAACAAACAAAGUCAGUCCAGAUCAAAGCAAAAUGUUCACGCCGCCACACAAAAAGCCUGUAUUUAUUAGUUCCAUAUCGAUGUUCCGUGGUUUGUCAUAACUCGAGUGAAACAGCGGCACAGUAAAGCCUGUUCCUCGCUUUGUAAAAAAAAAAAGAAAAAGUGUGGUGGGGGAGACGGAGUGAAUUAUUUAUUCAGCUAUUUCCUCUCGCUGUUUUACAAAAGCCCAAAGGCUAAUUAAUGCUCUUAAAGAUGAACUGCGGUGGGUUUUGGUCACACGGCGCGCGACAGAGCAACAAAAUCGACUAAACCCCUGAUUUUAAUUUCCUGUCGGGAGGAAAAUAAUAACUUGGCCAGGAUGUGAAUUGUGGAGAAAAAUCGCAGAUAUAAAUGUCUGAGAAGUCUUUGUAUAGAAGUAGCAUUUUCUCGUGGUGUUUGUUUUUAUUUUUUUUAUUAAUGACUUAUAAUUCAGUCUCUGUACCCCGGUACGAGUCAUUUUUUUUAAAGCAUGUUUAAAGGGUAUGAAUGUAAACAAAUCAACUGGAAAACUCUGUGCAGUUCAUCUUUAAUGUCAUACUCACUGUUUAGGUGAAAUAAAUCAAUUCCUCUUUACGAUA